ACAAUAACCUCAAUAUAAUUACUGUUAAAUUCCCAUCGCCUUUGUGAAGUCAGGUCAAGAAACUAGGGCAUUAUUAAUUUAUUAUAUCGCAUUUCCCCCAAAUCCGUCUCCAUUCUCUUCUCAAUUCAAUUGUUUUGCUAAUUCUUAAUUCACCUCACUUUCAAAUCGAAUCAAAUUCUAUCUUCUGAUACAGAAAAGUAGAAUUACCAAAUGGCUGAAUCCAGCAAAACCCAGCCUACAGGAGUAGACAACACUUUUCGAAGGAAAUUCGAUAGAGAAGAGUAUUUACAACGCGCCCGCGAGCGGGAAGAAAAGGAGGAGGCCCGGUCGAAAUCAAAAUCAAGGGGUCCGCCGGUGCAAAGGAAACCUUUGAAGCACAGGGAUUAUGAAGUGGACCUUGAAUCUCGAUUGGGAAAGACUCAGGUUGUUACUCCAAUUGCACCUCUAAGUCAGCAGGCUGGAUACUUCUGCUCAGUAUGUGAAUGUGUAGUAAAAGAUUCUGCAAACUACUUAGACCAUAUAAAUGGAAAGAAGCAUCAACGAGCUUUGGGCAUGUCUAUGCGGUCUGAAAGGGCAACUUUGGAGCAGGUUCAGCAGCGGUUUGAAAAUCUCAAGAAGCGGAAAGAUACUGGAGGCUUCACCGAACAAGAUUUUGACGAGAGGAUCUUGAAACAACAGCAAGAAGAGGAGGAAAGAAAACGCCAACGUCGAGAGAAAAAGAAAGAGAAGAAGAAAGAGAGGGCUGCCGAGGAGGAACCUGAGAUGGAUCCUGAUGUUGCAGCUAUGAUGGGAUUUGGUGGUUUCAGAACAUCCAAAAAAUGAUUUACUCUGAAAAUUCCUUCAAGGACAGCUUGAUGAAACCACUAAUUUACUGAAGCCCUCGUUAUUUUUUUCGAUCAUUUAGAUGGAUAUAAUCUCUACAGGAGCAUGGAAGCCCUUGAAAAAGUAGUUAGAUAUUGCUGAAUGGCGUUCAUUUCUUCCUGACAUUGAUAUGCUUUGUUUCUUCUGCAUAUCUGAUCUGUAAUGUUAUAGAAGAUCUAUGGAGAAAUGCAGUUCUUUAUUGGUGAAACUGUGUCUAAAUGGUACUCUUCUUUCUCUGAAAUUCUGUGGAUUAUAAGAGGAUGCAUUUUGCACGGAGAUAAGAGAGCCUGAAUAUUUCUUAGCUGCAAUAUGUACACAAUUGUCUAAAUUUGUUCCUUGAUAAGCUGUGUUACCUUGUCCGUCGAAA
This is a messenger RNA of Olea europaea var. sylvestris, 1228 nucleotides long. RefSeq names its product zinc finger matrin-type protein 2. Lineage: Eukaryota; Viridiplantae; Streptophyta; Magnoliopsida; Lamiales; Oleaceae. Gene Ontology annotation, cellular component: U4/U6 x U5 tri-snRNP complex; spliceosomal complex. The transcript has 10 exons. The record is from RefSeq and is a predicted model, not a curated record. Gene Ontology annotation, molecular function: nucleic acid binding; zinc ion binding. Gene Ontology annotation, biological process: mRNA splicing, via spliceosome. Bases 211 to 822 code for a protein of 203 amino acids.